CCAGCUUCUAAUUUGGAGACUUGGCCAGGUCGAGGCUGCUUUGAGAAUCAGUGCCUGGAGGCCAGCUCACCAGGUAGAGAGGCAGACAAGACAGACCAACCACACCGCCAGAGAGUGCCUGGUAAGGAAUGUGAUGGAAUCAGUAGCAUGUCUGCAGAGAGCGGCCCUGGGACGAGAUUGAGAAAUCUGCCAGUAAUGGGGGAUGGACUAGAAACUACCCAAAUGUCUACAACACAGGCCCAGGCCCAACCCCAGCAAGCCAACGCAGCCAGCACCAACCCCCCGCCCCCGGAGACCUCCAACCCUAACAAGCCCAAGAGGCAGACCAACCAACUGCAAUAUCUGCUCAAAGUGGUGCUCAAGACACUAUGGAAACACCAAUUUGCGUGGCCUUUCCAGCAGCCUGUGGACGCCGUCAAGCUAAACCUCCCUGAUUACUAUAAGAUCAUUAAAACGCCUAUGGAUAUGGGAACAAUAAAGAAGCGCUUGGAAAACAACUAUUACUGGAAUGCUCAGGAAUGUAUCCAGGAUUUCAACACUAUGUUUACAAAUUGUUACAUCUACAACAAGCCUGGAGAUGACAUAGUCUUAAUGGCAGAAGCUCUGGAGAAGCUCUUCUUGCAAAAAAUCAACGAACUGCCCACAGAAGAGACUGAGAUCAUGAUAGUCCAGGCAAAAGGAAGAGGACGUGGGAGGAAAGAAGCAGGGACGGCGAAACCUGGCGUCUCUACAGUACCAAACACGACGCAAGCAUCGACUCCUCCGCAGACCCAGACCCCUCAGCAGAACCCUCCGCCCGUGCAGGCCACACCUCACCCAUUCCCCGUGGUCACCCCAGACCUCAUCGUCCAGACCCCUGUCAUGACAGUGGUGCCUCCCCAGCCACUGCAGACGCCCCCUCUGGUGCCUCCCCAGCCACCACCCCCACCCGCACCAGCCCCCCAGCCUGUGCAGAGCCACCCACCCAUCAUCGCGGCCACCCCACAGCCUGUGAAGACAAAGAAGGGGGUUAAGAGGAAAGCGGACACCACCACCCCCACCACCAUUGACCCCAUUCACGAGCCGCCCUCGUUGCCCCCGGAGCCUAAGACCACCAAGCUGGGCCCCCGGCGGGAAAGCAGCCGGCCUGUGAAGCCCCCGAAGAAGGACGUGCCUGACUCGCAGCAGCACCCAGCACCGGACAAGAGCAGCAAGGUCUCAGAGCAGCUCAAGUGCUGCAGUGGCAUCCUCAAGGAGAUGUUCGCCAAGAAACAUGCAGCCUACGCCUGGCCCUUCUAUAAGCCCGUGGACGUGGAGGCGCUGGGCCUACAUGACUACUGCGACAUCAUCAAGCACCCCAUGGACAUGAGCACAAUCAAGUCUAAACUGGAGGCCCGUGAGUACCGCGAUGCUCAGGAAUUUGGUGCCGAUGUCCGAUUGAUGUUCUCCAACUGCUACAAGUACAACCCUCCUGACCAUGAGGUGGUGGCCAUGGCCCGCAAGCUCCAGGAUGUGUUCGAGAUGCGCUUUGCCAAGAUGCCGGACGAGCCUGAGGAGCCUGUGCUGGCUGUGUCUUCCCCUGCUGUGCCACCACCCACCAAGGUUGCGGCCCCGCCCUCAUCCAGUGACAGCAGCAGUGAUAGCUCCUCUGACAGUGACAGUUCAACUGAUGACUCCGAGGAGGAGCGAGCCCAGCGGCUGGCAGAGCUCCAGGAGCAGCUCAAAGCCGUGCACGAGCAGCUUGCAGCCCUCUCGCAGCCCCAGCAGAACAAACCAAAGAAAAAGGAGAAAGAUAAGAAGGAAAAGAAAAAAGAAAAGCACAGAAAGAAGGAGGAAGUGGAGGAGAGUAAGAAAAGCAAAGCCAAGGAGCUGCCUCCCAAAAAGACCAAGAAAAACAACAGCGGCAGCAGCAACGCAAGCAAGAAGGAGGCGGCUCCCAUGAAGAGCAAGCCCCCUCCCGCGUAUGAGUCAGAGGAGGAGGACAAGUGCAAGCCCAUGUCGUACGAGGAGAAGCGGCAGCUCAGCUUGGACAUCAACAAGCUCCCUGGCGAGAAGUUGGGCCGCGUGGUGCACAUUAUCCAAUCGCGGGAGCCUUCGCUCAAGAACUCCAACCCUGACGAGAUCGAGAUCGACUUUGAGACCCUGAAGCCGUCCACCCUGCGGGAACUGGAGCGCUACGUCACCUCCUGUUUGCGGAAGAAAAGGAAACCUCAAGCCGAGAAAGUUGACAUGAUUGCCGGCUCCUCCAAGAUGAAGGGAUUUUCAUCCUCGGAGUCUGAGAGCACCAGCGAGUCCAGCUCCUCUGAUAGCGAAGACUCUGAAACAGAGAUGGCUCCGAAGUCAAAAAAGAAGGGGCACCCUGGGAGGGAGCAGAAGAAGCACCAUCACCACCACCAUCAGCAGAUGCAGCAGGCCCCGGCCACCGUUCCCCAGCAGCCCCUGCCAGCACCUCAGCAACCCCCACCACCUCCACCUCCGCAGCAGCAACAGCCGCCGCCCCCACCACCCCCGCCUGCCAUGCCACAGCAGGCAGCCCCCACGAUGAAGUCCUCACCUCCACCCUUCAUCGCUGCCCAGGUGCCCGUCCUGGAGCCACAGCUCCCAGGCAGCGUCUUUGACCCUAUUGGCCACUUCACCCAGCCCAUCCUGCACCUGCCACAGCCUGAGCUGCCCCCACACCUACCCCAGCCACCUGAGCACAGCACUCCUCCUCAUCUCAACCAGCAUUCGGUGGUCUCUCCUCCAGCUUUGCACAACGCGCUGCCCCAGCAGCCGUCGCGGCCCAGCAACCGAGCUGCCGCCCUGCCCCCCAAGCCUGCCCGGCCCCCAGCCGUGUCACCCGCCCUGGCCCAGCCGCCCCUGCUCCCACAGCCCCCCAUGGCUCAGCCCCCCCAAGUGCUGCUGCAGGAGGAUGAAGAGCCACCCGCCCCACCCCUCACCUCCAUGCAGAUGCAGCUCUACCUGCAGCAGCUGCAGAAGGUGCAGCCCCCCGCACCAUUACUCCCUUCCGUGAAGGUGCAGUCCCACCCGCCACCCCCGGGCCAGCAGCCCCCCCAUCCGCCCCCAGGCCAGCAGCCACCCCCGCCGCAGCCAGCCAAGCCUCAGCAAGUCAUCCAGCAUCACCCGUCACCCCGGCACCACAAGUCAGACCCCUACUCAACCGGUCACCUCCGCGAAGCCCCCUCCCCGCUUAUGAUACAUUCCCCCCAGAUGCCUCAGUUCCAGAGCCUGACACACCAGUCGCCACCCCAGCAAAACGUCCAGCCGAAGAAGCAGGAGCUGCGCACGUCCUCUGUGGUCCAGCCCCAGCCCCUGGUGGUGGUGAAGGAGGAGAAGAUGCACUCACCCAUUAUCCGCAGUGAGCCCUUCAGCCCCUCGCUGCGGCCGGAGCCCCCCAAGCAUCCAGAGAACAUCAAGGCCCCAGUCCACCUGCCCCAGCGGCCUGAGAUGAAGCCUGUGGACGUUGGGAGGCCAGUGAUCCGGCCCCCUGAGCAGAAUGCACCCCCACCAGGGGCCCCUGACAAGGACAAACAGAAACAGGAGCCGAAGACACCAGUUGCACCCAAAAAGGACCUAAAAAUCAAGAACAUGGGUUCCUGGGCUAGCCUGGUGCAGAAGCAUCCCACCACCCCGUCGUCCACAGCCAAAUCCUCGAGUGACAGCUUUGAGCAGUUCCGCCGUGCUGCUCGAGAGAAGGAGGAGCGCGAGAAGGCCCUGAAGGCGCAGGCCGAGCACGCAGAGAAGGAGAAGGAGCGGCUGCGGCAGGAGCGCAUGAGGAGCCGAGAGGAUGAGGACGCGCUAGAGCAGGCGCGGCGAGCCCAUGAAGAGGUACGCCGGCGCCAGGAGCAGCAGCAGCAGCAGCGGCAGGAGCAGCAGCAGCAGCAGCAGCAACAGGCAGCUGCCGUGGCCGCCGCCGCCGCCGCCCCCCAGCCCCAGAGCUCCCAGCCCCAGUCCAUGCUGGACCAGCAGAGGGAGUUGGCCCGAAAGCGGGAGCAGGAGCGAAGACGCCGGGAAGCAAUGGCAGCUACCAUUGACAUGAAUUUCCAGAGUGACCUAUUGUCAAUAUUUGAAGAAAAUCUUUUCUGAGAGCGCCUCGGUGACUUCUGACUUUGAUUUUCUGGCAAAACGUUGACUCUCCAUAGUGUUAGGGGCGGCAGUGGAAGCGGUAGCAGUGGCAAGGGGGUGUCUCCGGGCCUGGCCCUCCUGCAUGCUACGCCCGGGGCAGGCCUGAUGGGCAGCUGAGGAUUGCAGAGCCUGUCUGCCUUACAGCCAGCCGGACAUCCCGCCACCCCUCAGGACGUCAGCCCAGAGCACGCCUCACCACGAGCAAGUGCCGGCCAGACCCAAGUCCGCGUCCCUGCGUGCAGGGCAGAGGCCCUUCUCUCCGCCAAAUGUCUACACAGUAUACACAGGACAUUGUUGCUGCCGCCACCGUGACUGGUUUUCUGUCCCCAAGAACAUGGCGAUUGUGACAUUCUGCCCGCCGGGAGUCCUUCCCUACACCCCAGCCACCACCACCCGCUCCCAGGAGACCAGGGCAGGCCCACGUGAGCUGGAGGCAGGCCAAGGCACCGGCUCACCCCCUUGCUGGCACUGACUUUGCCUUGAACAGACCCCACCCCUCCCCUCCCCCCACAAGCCUUUAAUUGAGAGCCGCUCUCUGUAAGUGUUCGCUUGUGCAAAAGGGAAUAGUGCCGUGGAGGUGUGUGUGUGUCCAUGGCAAUCCGGAGUGAGGUGACUAUCACACACGUGUGUGGGCCAGCCUCACCCGGCGAGUGAGGCCACCAACCAAAGUCAGUUCCUUCCCGAACCUGUGUUUCUGGGUUUUUUUUCUAUAUAUAUAUUUUUUGUUGGAUUCUAUUUUAUUUUUAAUUCUCUCUUCUCCUCCAGACACAAUGGCACUGCUUAUCUCCAAAAUGGUGUGAUCGUCUCCUCGUUGAGCGGCGGCUGUCACCGCGCCGUGGGUAGUGUGUGACCGUGGCUGUACUGUGUAGUGAAACAUAGUUGGCAUAUCUUUAUUUGAAGUUUGUUGGUGACUCCACCGAACUGGUGUAAAAAAAUCAGAAAAAAAAAAACCCAGAAAAAAACAAUACAAAACACACAAAACACACAAAAAACUGCCUAUAUUUUACUUAUUUUCAAACUUUAUUAGUCUAUUUUUAAUUAUAAAACCAGAAAACUGCGUUUUCUUUUUCCUUUUUCCCCCUUAUUUGUUGGCUGCUUGUUUGUUUUUUAACGUCACAUCUGUUUGAGUUGUUUUUACCAGGAAAGGAAGGGCCAGGGCCCAAGGUGGGUGCCAGGGGAUGGGGCCACAGGCCGAGGCAGAAGCUCCCCGCCCGGCACCCAGCCCGACCAGCCAGCUGCCCUUUCCCCCACUGUUUUGUUAAUUUUAUAAUUGGAGCCCUUGGUGAGGUUACACGUGCCAUGAGAACCCACUCUACACCACGAUGCUGGUGCCUCGGUGUCGGCCAAACUUGGGAGUCACUGACUGGUUUGACUUUCCUACGGUGAAUAUGCAUUUGGUCUGUACUGAUCAUGGAAUAAACACAUCUCUCUUUUUUAA
Messenger RNA from Ceratotherium simum simum (southern white rhinoceros), 5542 nucleotides. Lineage: Eukaryota; Metazoa; Chordata; Mammalia; Perissodactyla; Rhinocerotidae. The record is from RefSeq and is a predicted model, not a curated record.